Messenger RNA from Gallus gallus (chicken), 7600 nucleotides. It is a transcript of the gene TRPC4AP, whose product is annotated as transient receptor potential cation channel subfamily C member 4 associated protein. Gene Ontology annotation, biological process: ubiquitin-dependent protein catabolic process. Lineage: Eukaryota; Metazoa; Chordata; Aves; Galliformes; Phasianidae. The record is from RefSeq and is a predicted model, not a curated record. Gene Ontology annotation, molecular function: phosphatase binding. Gene Ontology annotation, cellular component: Cul4A-RING E3 ubiquitin ligase complex. The transcript has 19 exons. Bases 3458 to 5740 code for a protein of 760 amino acids.
GAGGGGGUUGUGGAUUUUGGAGAUAGAUGAGGUAUGGUCUUAUAAACCAGCUCUUCCCAUAGACACAGGGAGUGGAGUACUGCUUUGGGUUCACAGGGAUGGCUGCACCAAGCUGGAAGCUGCAGCAGGGCCUGUCCUUGUCACUGUGCCUCCGGGUCUGGCCCCUCUUUUGGAAUAUCAGGAGGAAGGUGGCAGGCUCAGGCUGGGCUUUGCAGGAGCCAUUGUGUUGGGAAGCGUAAUCCACACCUCAGGGCUGCAGGGUGACUGGCGGUGGGGAUUUUUGUCAGCUUCAUGCCACCUGCAGAGAGUUGCAUUUACAAGUAAAACAUUGGGGCCUCUGACGUGUUCUUACCUGGGGCUCCAUGCCAAAGACCCAACAGAUAACUGGCAGCUGCGGGCUUCAGCACUAUUUCCUAAAGCACUUCCCAGAGUUGCUGCACGGGCCUGAGGUUGUAUGCCUGUAAUGCUGCCUUGUGAGAAGAAGGAUGGGGGAGGGGUUAGCCUGGUGGUAGGGUGUGUGAGAAGAAGAGGGAGGAAAGAAACGGAUUGGCCAAAGGAAUGUUUGGUAGUGACUGGGAAGGAGAAUGCAAUAAAGAGCAGAAAUGAUUGGAUGGUCCCCAAAACUGUGAAUAAUCAUUUUCCUGGCAGUGUGUCAGAGACUGCUUCCUAAGUUAGUACUGUGGGGAGGAAAACUAAAUAUUUAAUGGCACAAAUAUUAGUUUCCUGUUUUAUAAAGAUGCAGCAUAAAAGGCUUGGCAGAAGGGAUAUGGAAAGGAUUUUGUUUCCUUCUAAAUACAUAGAGGCCAUGUGCUUGUAUCUGUUCUGUGAGAUCCAUAAUAUAUGCCCAUUUUUUUUGUCUUAAACUUUGAGAACAUGGGAACCUGCAUUCACACAAAGGAUUGAGACGAAUACUGGGAAUGGAAAUUCUGCUUUUUUUAGAGACUUCCAAUCUUAACUUAAUCCACGAUUGCAACAGCCAGAAAGUGAACUAAAAAAACCCCAAACCUACAAAUGAGAAGUCUUAGUUUUAAAAUCUGUCACGGGAUGAGUCCUUUAGUGGUGUGAAGGAUGCCUGCACACCUGAGUUAACUGUUUUUGCCUUUUCAGAUAUCAUCCUCAUAGAAAGCACACUCCUGUGAUGACUGCUGAGUAAGACUCAAACAUUUGUAGAGUAAGAUGUGAAAUAAAACAUACAGAGGCUUUGAAGCUUCUGUAAAGAGCUGCAUCACUGCAAGAGGCUUUAGACAGGUAACAGGUGUUGCAGCACAUGGUGCAGCUCUGACUGCGUGCACUGGCACACAGCAGCAGGGACUGUGCCUGGAGCACUGCAGCCCUGCAUGGGCACGGCAGCAGCAGGUGCUGGGAAGAAGGGAAUGGGGAGCUAGGCUGAUGGGGUGUGCAUUCAGGGAGAUAGGAGCACAGGGCUGCUUAUGGUGUGGUAAAAGAUUAGGGAUUUCUUCAUAUUUGUUGAAUGUUAGAAAUUGCUAAUGAAUGCCCUGAAGAAACCCAGAAGGAUUUUUAACAGGAAGAAGGAGAAAAAGUAUGUAGAUUUGUCUGCGGUCUCUUUGACUUUGUGUAUAAUUCUUCCUCAGCGUACACUAACUCUAUAAUGGGAUAGUAUUCCUACUGUAGCUAUAGGUGUUUGGGUAAUCUCCUGGGAACUGAUGGGCUGCAGUCCUCCGGGAGAGGCUGAAGAGCAGUGCUGUGCAUUCCCUACCUUGCUGUGCUGGGGGGCUUGACGCUGCAUUUUAGCUCAGUGCCUCAAUCCACCUGAAUGUCUGUGCCCUUCCAGCAGAACCAGGCUGCCACAGCUUGGAGCAGGAAGUGCCUGGGACAGUCCCACCAGGCUGGGUGGUUGGCAAGGUUGGAUAGGAUCUAACCUCACAGCCUUCCUGUGGGGAUCCUUCAGGUGUACUCCGCAGCUCUCCAGUGAGUGAAGAAGAGUUCUGAGGAGUCCGUGUUUGGUUGGGUUUAUCUUGCUUAGCUGAGACCAAAAAUGUGUUGGAGAGGGAAGGGGGCCCCACUAAUCCUGCUGGCUGCUCACUGAUGUCUACUUGGAGAGUAUCUUUUAUAAGUGAACCAACUUCACUUAUAAGGGAAAACUGGUGACUUGCUACUAUUACAGAAAUCACGAGAUGCACGUCUUAACCAAAAUGGUUGCAAAGGAAGACAACUCCAUACAAUUUAAUUGAAUUUGAGUACCUCCACAGAAUCCAAAAUCUUCAUGUUGGCAAAUACAGCUCCGCCACAAUGGAAAUACUCGGAGCCAGGGCAGCCUCAUAACUGUAGAAUGGGGACCACAAGCUGGAGUUUGCACUGUAACCAAAGAUGGGUUUUAAAUCAAGAGAAGAAAAAAUUUCUCUUGAAAAGCAGUUAAGAGAAGAUGGGAGUAAGGAAACGUUUACUGCAGUCUUUCAGAAUUUCAAGUCUGAAAGUUUUCUGCAGAUUAGCACAGAUACAUCAGCUGGGGAGAGGAAGAGCUGCUAGUACAGAAAUGAGAGUGGAGAUCCUGUCCCAAACUGAGAAGUAUGUGUGUGUGGUUAACAAACACAGUACUAAGCCCAAAACGGGGCUUUAUUCAUGCUGAAGGCCUUUUGGCCACACUGAGGGCUGGAUGCUGAGUUCUGUGCUGCAUCCUGGAACCUUGUGCUGCAGCCCAUGUGCCUCAGCGUUGCUUGCAGUAUCUUUUCCAUCAGCUGGAGCUGGAUAGUUGGAGCCUUUCCCUUGUGUUCUUUGCACUUUACCCAGCAAUUAAUCCGGUUCCUCCUGCAGCUCAGUGUUGUGUACUCCUCCCACGCCAAGAUGGGGCAGUGGCAGAGCUCCUUGCACUCUGUGCUGGGUGCUGCAGGGAGGAAUGGGGAUCUGUGGCUUCAAAGGAGCUGACCCAUUAUUCACAGCCCAAGUGACGCAAAGCCUUUUUGACUUUCUGGUUUUGCCUUGCCAUUUCUUGUAGGAACAGCCUCCAUAGAAGGAGCUCUGCGUCAUUCCCCAGCAAUGCUGGUUGAUGACUCUUAUUCCAAGUUGGAAAUAUGAGAAAAGUUGAAAACUGAAGAGAGCAGCGUUAUGGGCCAGGCUUGCUCAUACUGCUUUGAUCAUUCCUUGUAACAAGAAAAACUGACCCUUAAAAGCCUUGAGAUUCUUUAAGUACCAGUUUGAGUAUUUGAUUUAAGGAAAAAUAAACAAGCCCUAUGUGUCUGGGAAGGUAAGGAGGACCCACAGACACUGCCAGUCUGAGUUCAUCAUGUGCUCAUGUCGGUUUUCUGGACGUAUUGUCUGCUGUCUUGCACAGAGAGGAAAAGAAAAGGGUUAAAUUCUCACUCAGAAAUUGGAGUAUAUUUGCAUAUAAUUGUGUCUAAUCAGGAACUGAACGGCCCUUUGGAAUUGUUCUGAGGUAUAGCUGAGAAGGAUGCCUGGGCUGAAACAAUAAGGAGGGAGAUUUCCUGGCUGCACAUGAACAAUGAGCCUGGAAGGAAGCCUGGAGUUAACCAGAGAUCAGGGAGUGACUGCACAGUGCGAGGGCAGCUUCAAGUGUGGGUCUGGGAUCACAGAGGCCUUGUUGAAGGAAAGAGAUAAACAAGCAAAGUGGAAUGGGAUUCCCCUGCUGUUACAAAAGCUAUAUGAACAUAGCCACCCAAACAGUGAUUUCUCCCAGUGCCAAAGCAUCUUAAAGGAAAUUUCUCCACUUCUUUCAAUGGAAGCCAUGGCAUUCGUGACAGAAGAUAGAAAAGCUGCUCAAGAGUCCACUUUCCCAAAUACAUACACGUUUGACUUGUUUGGAGGAGUUGAUCUUUUAGUAGAAAUUCUCAUGAGACCAACUCUUAUGACACAGAAAAAGAAACAAAAAAUAAGCGAUGACCUCAUCAAGGACUGUUUAAGCAUACUGUACAACACGUGUAUAUGUACGGAAGGAGUUACACGGCGAUUGGCAGAAAGAAAUGACUUUGUGCUCUUCCUAUUUACACUGAUGACAAACAAAAAGACAUUCCUACAAACUGCAACGCUCAUUGAAGAUAUCUUGGGAGUAAAAAAGGAAAUGAUACAACUGGAUGAUAUUCCCAAUCUUGCAAGCCUUGUGUCCAGUUUUGAUCAGCAACAGCUUGCAAACUUCUGCAGGAUCCUUGCUGUCACAAUUUCUGAACUUGACACAGGAAGCGAUGACAAGCACACACUUCUUGCAAAAAAUGCCCAGCAGAAAAAAAACUUGGGUCCUUCUCGAGCUGAAGUUAAUCAAGCUACACUUCUGAAUAUACCAGGUUUCAUUGAACGAUUAUGCAAACUGGCAACACGGAAGGUAUCUGAAACAACAGGCACCUCCAGCUUCCUCCAGGAGCUAGAAGAGUGGUACACCUGGCUGGACAACGCCCUCGUACUUGAUGCAUUGAUGAGAGUGGCAAAUGAAGAGGCAGAGCAGAGCAGUACAGAGUCUUCUGAUGAAAGUGGUCUGGCCAACACCUCAACACGAACGCAGCUUCCACAGUCUAUGAAGAUCAUGCACGAGAUCAUGUAUAAACUGGAGGUGUUGUAUGUUCUCUGUGUGUUGCUCAUGGGGAGACAGAGGAAUCAGGUUCACAAAAUGAUAGCAGAAUUCAAACUGAUUCCUGGCCUCAAUAAUUUGUUUGAUAAACUGAUCUGGAGGAAGCAUUCAGCAUCUGCUCUUGUUCUGCAUGGACACAAUCAAAAUUGUGACUGUAGCCCAGAUAUCACUUUAAAGAUACAGUUCCUGAGGCUUCUUCAGAGUUUUAGUGAUCACCAUGAGAACAAAUAUCUCCUUUUAAACAGCCAAGAACUUAAUGAGCUGAGUGCAAUCUCCCAUAAAGCCAACAUCCCUGAAGUUGAUGCAGUUGUCAACACAGACAGGAGUCUUGUCUGUGAUGGGAAGAGAGGUUUGUUGACCAGACUGCUUCAGGUCAUGAAGAAGGAACCAGCUGAAUCCUCCUUCAGGUUUUGGCAAGCAAGAGCAGUUGAAAGUUUUUUGCGAGGCACCACCUCCUAUGCAGACCAGAUGUUCCUGCUGAAGAGAGGACUCCUAGAGCAUAUUCUCUACUGCAUUGUUGAUAGUGAGUGCAAAUCACGGGAUGUGCUUCAGAGUUACUUUGACCUUCUGGGAGAACUGAUGAAAUUCAAUAUUGAUGCAUUCAAGAGGUUCAACAAGUACAUCAACACAGAUGAGAAGUUCCAGAUAUUUUUAAACCAGAUCAACAGUUCAUUGGUUGACUCAAACAUGCUGGUUCGCUGCAUCACGCUGUCCCUGGACCGAUUUGAGAAUCAAUCCGAUGCUAAAGUUGCAGAAGUCCUGUCAGAGUGCCGCCUGUUAACAUACAUGUCCCAGAUGUCCAUGAGAAUGUCCUUUCUUUUCCGUCUCAUUAAUAUUAUUCAUGUACAGACACUUACACAGGAAAAUGUCAGUUGUUUGAACACGAGUUUAGUUAUCCUAAUGCUGGCCCGAAGGAAAGAAAAGCUACCAUUUUAUCUGCGCACUUUGCAACAGAUGGAAUACACAGAGAAAUAUCCAGGCUUCAUCCUGAACAACUUCCACAGUCUUCUGCGAUUCUGGCAACAGCAUUACCUCAACAAGGAUAAAGACAGCACCUGCUUAGAAAAUAGCUCAUGUAUUAGUUUUACCUACUGGAAAGAGACUGUAUCUAUACUGCUCAGUCCAGACCGGACAUCCCCCUGUGCCAUAGUUAGCUACAUCGACGAGGCAUAUAUGGACAUUGACAGAGACUUUUCUGAGGAGUAAUUCUUCGCUCUGGCUUCUGAUGGACAGCGCUCGGAGGGUACCUCGCAGCCCGUGGAUUUUCAGGGAUACGCUGUGCUGUGUGUGUGUGUGCGGCUCGGAACCGCGGAGCGUCACCGCCUUGUCCAAACCCCGUCCCUAUCUCUGACCUCUGAUGGAUGAGACUUUGAAAGCUCUCUGGGUUCACAUUCAGGGAUGUAUUUUCCGGUUGUUCUGGGAUAAAAAGAAUCACCUGCAAAAAAUGACCCCCUUUUAUUUUAUUUUAUUUUUUUCUUUUCCCACUUUUUUCUCUUUCCCAAUCAAAUGCGGAUGGUCAGAGAGUUUUGAGCUGACAGAUGAGGAUAGUCUGUGUGUGCCAAUUGAGUUAUGAUUCUUUCCCAUGGCUAUCAGAAUUAGUAAGUCGAAAAGCACAGCAAUUGCCCUCCAAAUGUGAGCUCCAAGGAGCCGGUCUGCUUGGGACCUGGGUGCACCAGCCACAUGCAGAGGGCUCCCUCCAGGUGCAACUCUUCUGUUGGGGUUUGGAAUCAGGGGCUUAGGGUUGGUCAGAGUGCGAGCGUAUGUGUGUAUGUGUGUGCGUGCUUUUAAUUCCUGAGAGCCCCCUGCUCCAGUCACCUCUUCAUCAUCUACUUUUGGAUCAUUUGGUACUAAAUCUGUUCAGCCGCUGUCUGUGUUAGGAGAGAUCCUCUGCUCCUGCUCUCUUUCCUGCAGAUCCUCCCCACCUGAAGGCAUUUCACAAUGCUGAGGAGCACAGAGACAUUUCAGUGGUGGAAUUGCAACAGGCGUUGGCUUUUUCAUGGAGCACUAGCAUUAAAAUGUACUAAUUUUUUUUAAACUUGGGGCUUGUCCCUUCUUGGGUAACUAAUCUGGUUUUAAAAUGCUUUUCAGGACCAUUGCUCUUGAUGCUCACCUGCUUAUGUCAGUCUCUGCUUUCAGUCCUUAAUAUCAACACACACAUAAAUCUUAAGUGCAAUAUUGAGUGGAGACGUCAGUUUUUCCUGGAUCUGUUUUAACCAGAACGUGUUAAAUGCUGGGAAUAAACACUCCUAGUUGAAAAUAACCUUGCAGGAUAUGCUGAGAAAGGGGGAAAGCAGGUUCUAGCAGUCACAAUUCAUGGUUGCCAGGCCUGUGCACACCCUGCCAGCUCCCCAGUGUUCAUUGUGUUGCUCUAAGAACGUCAGAUUCCCAGGAGUGAAAUACGGUCUGAAAUCCUGCACCACUGCAUUGAAUUCAAAACAUCUCCAUCUUGCAGCUCCAGCUCAAAGGAAACUUUUCUGAAAAAUGCAGCUGAAUUUUUAAAGAAAUCUUUUAACUUAGGUGAGACAAUUUGAUGUUGGCUCUCUCUGGGGCCCGGGGCUGAGGAGGUCCCUGAGCUGUGGUGUUUUGUCUCUAUCCCUUGCCAGCAGCAUGAAGCCCCUUCUGAGGGGUCCCUGCGCUGGGACCUGGCUGAGAGGAGGAGGCUUCCAGCCCCACGUACAGGACUUGCUCUCUGAAGUCACCCCUUGCUUAUCUCCCACUUGUGUGUCCUGCUCCAACUAGCAGGCAGUGCUUUGCUUGCAGGGUGGUCAGAACUGCUGAGCUUAUGCUGGCAGGAACUCCUGGGGCAUUCAGUCCCUGCUCAGGGUGAGCCCUGGGCAGGCUCUGCCCAGCUCCAGGGUGCUGGGGAGCUCCUUGCUCUGGCAGCUGCCCCUCUGCUCUCCAUCAGGUCCCCCUCACCCUGUGCCCUCUCUCCCCCAGCUUAUUUCUUUCUCACCUGUACUUUUUUGUUCUUGGGUAUUUGUGUUUUUGGUGUAUCUUUGCUUCUUCUUAACUGUAAUAGAUGUACACUUAAAAUAAAUGCUUCAAAUUAAAAGGCUUUUAAGUUAA